UGAUCAGCCAAUGACAGGGAGGACAGCCAGGUUUCAUGAUCGUUGCAUUCGCAGUGAUAUUAAAGGUAGAGAGUAUAUCCGUAUUUGCUUUCAGUUUACACUUUGCUUUCAGGGUUGACACUGAGCAAGCGUUGUUAAAGUGGCUAAUUGCGAACGCCUUCUCUGUCUUCUACUGCUCUUUACAUUUGGAAGACAUCUCAGGAGAUGCAUAGAUGUCAGAUGAAGGAUGCUGAUGUUUUAUGUCUUAUAAUGCGCUACUGCUUUCUAGGUGGCGAAGGUUAUCUCCAUGGCGUUAUGCCCAGAAGCUUCUACACGACAUCUUCAAGUAUUAAAAAGUAGGAUGAUAUCUCACUAACUGCGCUUCAGUCGUAUUUUUCUAUAGACAAUUUCCGAUUGACAUUAUUGGUACAGGAAUAACACCCAACUGAGGUGUAACCCGGAAGAAGAAGCCUGAGGUCGCCAUGGGGAGUAAAGUCAGUGGCAAGAUGGCCGCCGCCGGUAGGGUCGUUCAGGUCGUACGGCCUCACGCACCAUUAAUAAAAUUCCCAAAUCGAAAGGAUAUACCAAGGCCAAAUGUCCAAGAGGCACUGAAAAUGGUGGCUGCCGCCUGCCUGCCAGAAACGCCACCCGUGGCGCAGACCUCAGCACCGUUGCCCCCGCCCUCUACGGCGGGGAGGCCCAUGGUGACACUCAGCCGGCUGCCUGGCAACCCGGACACGGUUACCACGGUGACGGACUUUCCCCAGAGAUACCGCAGGAGGCUUCUGACCAUAGAGGAGAUGGAGUUCAUACAGCGUGGUGGACCUGAAUGAGGGGAAGAUCCAGUGUAAAUCUACCAAAGUCCUUAUCUGUGGAAGUCUGUUUGUGUCUGGGGAGCCCAACCCAUCGUCGUGGGCGCACUGCGUUGUAUAUUAUGGCAGAAUAUAAAUAAAAUAAUUUAAUUUCUGGGGGAAAUUUAUACACAGUUUAUUUUUAAAGGUGUUGAUUGUGGUAUUGCUUCCCCCUUCUGAAUGCAUCCAAGUAAGUGUCUGUCUGUCGCUUCAUUGUUAUCCCACAGAGUUCUUAAGGGAAUAUGGAACUGCGUCCUGCUGAAAGUGGAGAGUAUAUGUCACGUUAUUUUACUUUUGCUUAGAGACGCCUGUUGGUGGCAGCUUAGAAGGAAUGGAAGGUUUUCUCUGUAACUCUCACAGUAACGCUUUAAAUUGGCUUUAAAGCCGAUUUUCCUGGGUGUAGAAUAGCCAUUUCCCCGCACUGGGACUGGAACCCAUGACCUCCUGGCGCAGUCUCAGGUGUUCACCAUCACAGUACAUAUAUGCUGGUGCUUUGCAUAAUGUUGCACAAUUUACGCUACACCCCGAGAGACAGGGGAAGCAGAGGCUGAGUGG
Anguilla anguilla (European eel) is the source of this 1385-nucleotide messenger RNA. RefSeq names its product mitochondrial ribosomal protein S36 (gene kgd4). The record is from RefSeq and is a predicted model, not a curated record. Gene Ontology annotation, biological process: 2-oxoglutarate metabolic process. The coding region runs from base 462 to 812 and encodes 116 amino acids. Lineage: Eukaryota; Metazoa; Chordata; Actinopteri; Anguilliformes; Anguillidae. The transcript is spliced from 5 exons.